UCCGCCUCCCUUCGGCUGUCUCCGGCUUCCCCAGCCUUCCCAGUUCCCGUUUGUCUCCGGUGUCUUAUCUCAGCAGCUCGCUGUCCAGCCGGUCCGGCACGCCCGUGACAUGCAGGCCAUUAAAUGCGUGGUGGUGGGAGAUGGAGCGGUGGGAAAAACAUGUCUUCUGAUAAGCUACACGACCAACGCCUUCCCUGGAGAAUAUAUACCGACUGUGUUUGAUAACUACUCAGCUAACGUGAUGGUAGACGGGAAGCCUGUGAAUUUAGGACUCUGGGAUACGGCCGGCCAAGAGGAUUAUGACCGACUCCGACCCCUCUCCUACCCACAGACGGAUGUUUUUCUGAUUUGCUUUUCCCUGGUCAGCCCAGCCUCGUUCGAGAACGUCAGAGCUAAGUGGUAUCCAGAGGUACGGCAUCACUGUCCCAACACCCCUAUUAUUUUGGUGGGUACGAAGCUGGACUUAAGGGACGACAAGGACACCAUCGAACGGUUGAGGGAUAAGAGACUUUCCCCAAUCACUUACCCUCAAGGUUUGGCCAUGGCUCGGGAAAUAGGUUCUGUAAAGUACUUGGAAUGCUCGGCUCUCACCCAGCGCGGUCUGAAGACCGUGUUCGAUGAAGCCAUCCGCGCCGUCCUCUGCCCUCCGCCCGUCAAGAGGUCCGGAAAGAAAUGCACCGUCUUCUGAGCGACCGACAGAUCGGACACCGGACCGAACUCCUGCCAUCUCUUUCCAAAGAAGCCCAAACCUGCCCGAGAAGAGCGUUUGGAGGCUCGCAGGUGUUUUCCGUGGUGUAGUGUUUUGUGAAUGUACGGCGCAUGGGGUGGGAGGGGGAACGGGCGUCAGCUGUACCUGCGCAGCGGAGAGCGGCUUCUUCUCUGAGCUCCAAGGACGAGACUUCUCCAGGGGAGGCAGGGUUCUAGUCUUUAGGGACCCCCCCUCCGCACGGCUCGGGACCUGGCGCUGUGGGACGCACUCUUUGCGGAUCGCUUGUCACGAGGACGGUCACGCGGACUGUUUGCCACCUGGAAGGAACUGGACGGCGAGACGAGGAGGGCGGUCUGCAUGCGUCCCGGCGCGGUCAUCAUCAUCAUCGCUGCCCAUCUCCUAUUUCUAUUGCAUGGGGAUCAUGUCUGGUUCUUCGUGUUCUGUGUCCCGGUUACGAGAAAUCUGUGAAUUCUGUAGUAAAUGUUUGGAAUUUGGAUAAUUAGAUAA
This is a messenger RNA of Spea bombifrons (plains spadefoot toad), 1216 nucleotides long. It is a transcript of the gene RAC3, whose product is annotated as Rac family small GTPase 3. NCBI's taxonomy places the organism in Eukaryota, Metazoa, Chordata, Amphibia, Anura, Pelobatidae. Bases 110 to 688 code for a protein of 192 amino acids. Gene Ontology annotation, molecular function: protein kinase binding; GTPase activity; GTP binding. Gene Ontology annotation, cellular component: cytoplasmic vesicle; cytoskeleton; plasma membrane. Gene Ontology annotation, biological process: regulation of actin cytoskeleton organization; small GTPase-mediated signal transduction; establishment or maintenance of cell polarity. The record is from RefSeq and is a predicted model, not a curated record. The transcript has 6 exons.